CGCCAUUUUCGUUUCAAGUCUCAUUCUCUCUCUCACUUCCUCGCUCAAAUACUCCCUCUUCUCGAACCUGCAAAACCCUUGUUUCGUUUCGUCUCUUAGGUCUCUGGUCAGGAAUCAAACAGGAUUCUUAUGUAUGUCGUCGUCGUACCGAACUCGAUCUUUCCAUGUAUAAAUGUUGAUCAUGACUUAAGCCGCCAUGUCCUGUAAUGGGUUUAUUAUUGUGAUGUUCCUAAAUCCUAAUGUAUGCUUGAAAUUUAGGACAUUUUGAUAUAUCUUGUGUUUCUGAUUUUGUGGAAACGAGCAGAAAAAUUGUUUCUUUCUUACAUGUUUUCUCAAAGUUAGUGAACUCAAAGGUCUCAAAUCAAAAUUAAAGAGAAGAUAGAAAUGGCACCCAGAGGAAGAAAAAAGCAGAUUGGAUUGAGGCGAGAGGAUGCAGCACGAGACCGCAUGAAAGAGUAUGGGUUUGACAAGCGUGUUAUCAAUGCGAGUAUCAAGCACGUUCUAGAGGUGUAUGGUGAGGACCAAUGGUUUCUGAUAGAGGAUGGCAACUAUGCUGCCCUCCUUUCUAUUUGCCUUGAAAAGCAAGAGGAACAAUCCAAACAAUUGGUGGCGAUGAAACAAGAAGAAAUGGGUCUGGUAAAACAAGAAGACGAAGAAGAAGAGGAGGAGGCUGAUGCAUUAUCGAUCACUAACGAAGCAGUCAUGAACUCAUCACCUCCAGCUUUUCAAUUCGUAGAAGCUUCAGUAUAUAAUGCACGCCAUUCUGUUGGAGGUGCUCAGAGUUCUCACUGUGGGUGGCUAAGCAGUGAGGAGGAGACAGAUCAAGAUAAGGAUGAGGGUAGUGAUGGUGAUGAUGAUGAGAUGAUUCAGCUAACUCCGGAACCUCUCUGUGAAGAACUUGAAGAGCUUCUCAGGGAAGUAUAUGGACAGAAGAAGAUGAAGCACAACUAAGGAGUCAUAAGCUCAUGUAACGACAGUUAAUAUCUAUCAAACUUAAGUUAAGAGACUGAGAAGUGUAGCUAGUAUUAGAGUAAAAAGGUUAAAGACCCCCUCUCACAAAUAUUUUUAGGUCUUUAAAUAUUGGUUUAAUUUAGUUUUUAAGAAGAUUUGUCAUGAGGUUUAAAAGUUCUUUGAUUAUAACUUGUGUCGCACUUGUUUAAAUUAGUUUUUCA
Molecule: messenger RNA, 1172 nt
Organism: Camelina sativa (false flax)
Lineage: Eukaryota; Viridiplantae; Streptophyta; Magnoliopsida; Brassicales; Brassicaceae
Source: RefSeq, a predicted model, not a curated record